AUGAUUGGUCGUUCAUUUCACUCAAGUUCUGCUAUUCUCCAUCGGUAUCGCUCGAUAUGUCGUGAUCUAUUUCACUCCUGUCCAUCACUCUUUAUAUAUCUGAUAUAUUUACGCUUAACUGAUCAAAUCAUUAUCUAUCUAUCUAUCUAUCUAUCUAUCUAUCUAUCUAUCUAUCUAUCUAUCUAUCUAUCUAUCCCAGUCUGUUCAUGUCUAUCUCAGUCUGUUCAUAUUUAUCUAUAUAUCUAUCUUAGUCUGUACAUAUAUAUCCCAGUCUAUUCAUAUCUAUCUAUAUAUAUGUAUCUCCGCCUGUUCUAUCUAUCUAUCUAUCUAUCUAUCUAUCUAUCUAUCUAUCUAUCUAUCUAUCUAUCUCAGUCCGUCUAUGUAUCUAUGUCUGUCCAUAUGUAUCUAUCUUUUGUUCAUAUCUAUCCCAAUCUAUCUAUCUAUCUAUCUAUCUAUCUAUCUAUCUAUCUAUCUAUCUCAACCUGUUCAUAUCUAUCUAUCUAUCUAUCUCAACCUGUUCAUAUCUAUCUAUCUAUCUAUCUCAUAAAUUUAUUUCUAUUUUCGUGUCUAUCUAUAUAUCUAUCUCACAAUCUAUCUAUUCAUCUAUUUAUCUCUUCGUAUCUAUCUCAAUCUAUGUCUAUUUUUUAUAAUCCUGUCCAUAUCUAUCUAUCUAUCUAUCUAUCUAUCUAUCUAUCUAUCUAUUUAUUUAUGCGUAUAUAUCUAUAA
Acanthosepion pharaonis is the source of this 726-nucleotide messenger RNA. The record is from the annotation of a GenBank genome assembly. NCBI's taxonomy places the organism in Eukaryota, Metazoa, Mollusca, Cephalopoda, Sepiida, Sepiidae.